Messenger RNA from Carlito syrichta (Philippine tarsier), 2370 nucleotides. It is a transcript of the gene ACSM5, whose product is annotated as acyl-CoA synthetase medium chain family member 5. Lineage: Eukaryota; Metazoa; Chordata; Mammalia; Primates; Tarsiidae. The record is from RefSeq and is a predicted model, not a curated record. Gene Ontology annotation, cellular component: mitochondrial matrix. Gene Ontology annotation, molecular function: fatty-acyl-CoA synthase activity; fatty acid ligase activity. Bases 88 to 1827 code for a protein of 579 amino acids. Gene Ontology annotation, biological process: acyl-CoA metabolic process; fatty acid biosynthetic process. The transcript has 14 exons.
AGGCUUUUAGGCCUGUCCCCCACUGGAGGCAGAACACAGAGGACUUUUGCAUUACCUGGGUUCAAGAACAAGACACGAGGUGACAACAUGAGGCCAUGGCUGAAAGUCCUGAUCCUUCAGGCCCUUAAGAGCUCCCGGGGAUUCUGCAGGUCUCAUGGGCAGCUAGUGCCUCUCUCUGUCCCUCAGAAGAUUGUGGCCACCUGGGAAGCCAUCAGUCUAGGGAGGCAGCCGGUGCCUGAGUACUUCAACUUUGCCCAUGACGUGCUGGACGUGUGGAGUCAGCUGGAAAAGGCUGGGCACCGGCCCCCAAAUCCUGCAUUCUGGUGGGUCAAUGACAUGGGAGCAGAGGUCAAGUGGAGCUUUGAGGAGCUGGGGAAGCAGUCCAGGAAGGCUGCCAACGUUCUGAGGGGUGCAUGCAGCCUGCAGCCUGGGGACAGAAUAAUGUUGGUGCUCCCACGACUCCCAGAGUGGUGGCUGGUCAGCGUGGCUUGUAUGCGGACAGGGGCCGUCAUGAUUCCAGGUAUCUCUCAGCUGACAGAGAAGGACCUCAAGUACCGGCUGCAGGUAUCCAGAGCCAAGUCCAUCAUCACCAGUGACUCCCUAGCUGUACGGGUGGACGCCAUUAGCGCCGACUGCCCCUCUCUCCAGACCAAGCUGCUGGUGUCAGACCACAGUCGGUCAGGCUGGUUGAACUUCAGGGAACUCCUCCGAGAGGCACCUGCAGAGCACAACUGUGUGAGGACCAAGAGUCGAGACCCACUGGCCAUCUACUUCACCAGCGGAACCACGGGGGCCCCCAAGAUGGUUGAACACUCUCAGUGCAGCUACGGACUGGGUUUUGUGGCCAGUGGAAGGCAGUGGAUGGCUUUGACCAAAUCAGACAUCUUCUGGAACACGACCGACACUGGCUGGGUGAAGGCAGCCUGGACCCUCUUCUCUGCUUGGCCUAACGGAUCUUGUAUUUUUGUGCAUGAGCUUCCUCGAGUUGAUGCCAAAGUUAUCCUGAAUACUCUCUCCACGUUCCCAAUAACCACUCUCUGCUGUGUUCCAACCAUCUUUCGGCUGCUUGUGCAGGAGGAUCUGACCAGGCACCAGUUUCAGAGCCUGCGGCACUGUUUGACUGGAGGGGAGGCCCUCAACCCUGAUGUGAGAGAGAAGUGGAAGCACCAGACAGGACUGGAGCUGCAUGAAGGCUAUGGUCAAUCAGAAACGGUGGUAAUCUGUGCCAAUCCAAAAGGUAUGGAAAUCAAAUCCGGAUCCAUGGGGAAAGCGUCCCCGCCUUACGACGUGCAGAUUGUGGAUGAUCGGGGCAGCAUCCUCCCUCCUGGAGAAGAGGGGAAUGUUGCUGUUCGCAUCAGACCUGCCCGGCCCUUCUGUUUCUUCAACUGCUAUUUGGACAAUCCUGAGAAGACAGCUGCAUCAGAACAAGGGGAUUUUUACAUCACAGGGGACCGAGCACACAUGGACAAGGAUGGCUACUUCUGGUUCAUGGGAAGAAAUGACGAUGUGAUCAAUUCUUCAAGCUACCGAAUUGGACCCGUUGAAGUGGAGAGCGCCCUGGCGGAACAUCCAGCUGUCCUUGAGUCUGCUGUGGUCAGCAGCCCGGACCCCAUCAGGGGAGAGGUGGUAAAGGCCUUUAUCGUUCUCUCUCCAACCUACUCCUCUCAUGACCCAGAGGCACUAACCCGGGAACUCCAGGAACACGUGAAGAGGGUGACUGCUCCGUACAAGUAUCCCAGGAAGGUGGCUUUUGUUUCAGAACUGCCAAAGACAGUUUCUGGAAAGAUCCAAAGGAGUAAAUUGCGAAGCCAAGAGUGGGAGAAAUGAAGUGCCACUGCAGGAAAGCCCCAUAGGCCUCUGAAGGUCCCUCGAGGAGCUGCUGGGGUUAUUCGUCAGCCUCCACGCAGAGCGCCAUCCCUUUAAUGCCACAGACACGAAAAGGUGCGCAACUUCCAAGUGAACAUCUCCAGAAUCAACGGAUGACCGUGGAAAGAGCAGAAAAACAUCACUGACCCAGAGCAUAUCUCCAUUGCCCAGCCUAGCAAAUGCUUGAUGGCUUGACUUCUGCUCUGUCUGGAGACAAGCUCAGCCGUCUGCCCUCUGGUCUGUGUUUCUAAAAGCUUUCAGCUGCUUCUCCUCGGGGCUCUGGUGGUCUCAUUCUGUGAUGUGAGUCAAAGUCUUCACCCUUUAGAUGAAACCUUUUGGUAAAAGUAUGCAGGACCAUAAAACUGGAAAUGUCCUUCAGCUCAGAAAUUCUAUCUUUGGGUGAUCACUGCAAAAUAAAGAAUUCGAAGUGCAGAAAAUGUUUGGUGUGUAAAGAUGUUCAUUGCAGCAUUGCUUAAAACACAGUAAAAGAAAAAACAGAAAAAA